This is a messenger RNA of Pyricularia grisea, 1113 nucleotides long. RefSeq lists its product as uncharacterized. The record is from RefSeq and is a predicted model, not a curated record. Bases 1 to 1113 code for a protein of 370 amino acids. NCBI's taxonomy places the organism in Eukaryota, Fungi, Ascomycota, Sordariomycetes, Magnaporthales, Pyriculariaceae. The transcript has a single exon.
AUGGGAAAACCUGCGCCGCCAAAAGGCAACAGGCCGACAAGAAAUACUCAGUCACAGCCACAGAAGCAGACACAAGCCACCAAGACCGCAAAAAAACAAACGCCGGCUCCUGAGCGCCCUGUCAAGAGCGUGGAGAAGCCAAACAGCAAUUUGAUCAGCUUGCCAGACCAACAAAGGAUACUCAAUCUCUUUGCACAAGCGUUCAACACAGAGCUUACCUCUCCAGACUUCACCAACACUCUUCAAGCUGUUAAGCAGGGCCUCUUUGACCGUGACUUUGAGCGCGUCUUUGGAGAUGAAGCAAACCUUCGCGUCUACGCGGCGCGGUAUAGUCCGACCAGGGCCCUGGGGUAUGCCGAAGUGCUUUCUGGCAUCGUUGAGCAUCUCGAGCAGCUGUUCCCCACUGAGACGGGAGGAGAUGAGAAGACCCCGGCAGUUCUGAACAUGGUCUCUAUCGGAGGUGGCUCAGCAGAGGUUGCCGCUUUUGCUGCUUACCUAUCCCAGGCGCCAGACAGGUCUGGAACUGUCAAUCUUAUAGACUCGGGGCCUUGGGGAGCUAUCGUUGACUCCCUCGCCGGCCAUGUCACCACGCCGCCCAGUCUGCCUCAAUGGGCCAACGCAGAAGCAAAGGCAAACAACCGCUCGCUCAUCGAGCCUGCAAGGCUCACUGCAAAGUUCCUUCAAAAAGAUGUUCUAUCUUCAGAGCUCGUUGAGAUUUUCCCCGACGAGAGCCCUUGCCUGGUGACACUCUUCUUCACCCUCAACGAGCUGUUUACAGCAGGUGGUAUAGGCAAAACAACCCAAUUCUUACUGGAUCUUACAGCCGCGAUCCCUUCGGGCUCAUUACUCCUCGUUGUCGACAGCCCGGGGUCAUAUUCUGAGGCCACAGUUGGCAAGGAGGCCAAAAAAUACCCAAUGCUCUGGCUGCUUGACAAGGUGCUAGCAUCAGCCGAGGAUUGCACCUGGCAAAAGAUAGAGUCUCAGGAGUCGCGGUGGUUUCGACUUCCUGAGAAGCUCACUUACCCGAUUCCUUUGGAAAAUAUGCGCUUCCAGAUGCACCUUUACCGCGCUACGAAAUCAGCACCUCAAGCAAAGAGUAGUUCAGAAUCAUGA